Anguilla anguilla (European eel) is the source of this 2314-nucleotide messenger RNA. RefSeq names its product semaphorin-7A-like. Lineage: Eukaryota; Metazoa; Chordata; Actinopteri; Anguilliformes; Anguillidae. Gene Ontology annotation, molecular function: chemorepellent activity; semaphorin receptor binding; integrin binding. The transcript has 14 exons. The coding region runs from base 126 to 2117 and encodes 663 amino acids. The record is from RefSeq and is a predicted model, not a curated record. Gene Ontology annotation, biological process: positive regulation of macrophage cytokine production; integrin-mediated signaling pathway; axon guidance.
CAAUCAUCAAUAGGCUAGAGGUUGUCGUCGGAACAGCAAUGAAUAUUUCUUCCGUAGCUACUCAGCAGAUAGAAGAGCGUCCGUAAGACGUUAUUGGUCAUUUGGUGGAAUAAUUUCAAUUCAGCAUGUUUGUUUCGCCGUGCCUUUUAUUCUUAAACAUUUUUUCAUUUUGCCUGGCCAGCUCAAACAAUCCGAGAGUCUUGCUUGAUGAGAAAGAUGUCCCCAUCAAGAGGUACCCUUUGUCUGGUAAUAACAGACGUAUAGAACUUCUUCUGGGUCCUCAUAACAACAGUAUCUUUGUUGGGGGCCAUGGCAGACUUUGGUACAUUGACUUCAACAGACCUGAUUCAUCUAAGGAGGUUACAUUUCCUGUGUUGGAAAGGAAAACAAGUAAUUCAAAGCCAACAACCCCUUCCAACUAUGAGUAUGAUAUUACCACGCUACACAGUGCCAAUGCCAAAUUGCUGUUUGUGUGUGGAUCCAAUGGAAAAGAGCCGAAGUGUUGCUUCAUGUCUACAGAGAGGCUUGAGAUGCAUUGCUCUGGGGGCAUUAGAGCUCGAGGAAUCGCCCCGUUAAAUGCGACUGAGCGGGCACCCUCCCUCUAUCUUGAGGGUUAUGUGUACGCUGCUGUGAAUACAGACGUGAAGGACAAUUUGGUGGCACUGCGCAGGAUUGGGCCAAAGGCCGAUAUCUGGCCAGAUAUCGACAAGAAUGAACAGAGGUAUGUGAGCAUGGCGUUCAGUGGGCCCAGAGAGGAUCAGCUGCAGGACAGGGUCUACACUUUCCUGAUGCAGAAGAGUUUGGAAGCUAGCUCCUGGACCACGUGGGUCACCCAGGUCUGCAAGGCGGACUUGGGCGAGUCAAAGAUGUUCCUGCAGAAGGCCUGGACUUCCCAGUUGAGCGCCCGGCUGUUAUGUGGAAUCCAUGACAGGAUGCUUUUCUUCGACCAGCUAGUGGAUGUGACUGUCUCGCAGGAGGCCAAUUGGGAGGAGAGGAGGGUGUAUGGACUCUUUAAGAACAGCUGGGAUAUGACAGCAGUGUGUGUAUAUACAAUGGCCGACAUUGAUAACGUCUUCAAAUCUUCUGACGUCAAAGGGGAGUGUGUUGAGGACAGUACAAAACUGGGGUCUGAUGUCUUGAGGAAAAUAAAGGACAACCCAAACGUGAAGAAUUCGGUGUUGCCUGUGAAAGGCGGUGGCCCCCUCAUGGUCAGUCACUAUGACUACCGGCAUAUCCGAGUGGACAGAGUGCAAGGCGGUGGUCAUGGCCGGAUAUAUUACAACGUACUCUUUCUCUCUCUGGAGAGUGGCAGUGUGCACAAGGUUCUGGAGCAUGCCGGAGAGCCCUUCAUCAUCGCUGAGCUGCAUCCAUUUUCGAGCAGGCACUACAUCCAGAACAUGCUGCUGCAGCCCUUCACAAAGAGACUGUAUGUGAGUUCCAGCAGUGAGGUGGUGGAGGUGGAUCUGAAUGGGUGCCAGAGGUACGGCGGGCAGUGCGAGGAUUGUGUCCUGGCCAGAGACCCCUACUGCAGCUGGAAUGGCACUCACUGCGCAGCAACUGCCGAGUCCAGAAAUCCAAUUCAGGAUGUGGUGCAUGGAAAUGUUUCUGUGUGCAGACAAGGCAAAGAUAUUCCCGAAAUGCCCUCGGAAAGUGACGCUGAUUGUCCCACGCUGAUUGUCCCAUCGGUGUGUUACAAUCAGCUUCAGUGCUUCCUGAGAUGCCCCAUGUUCUCCAGCCACGCCCAGUACCACUGGCUCCACAACAACGUGUCGAGGGAGUGCCAGGUGGCGGAGGGCUCCUGCCUGCUGCUCAUCGACCGCAUGAUGCCCGAUCUGGGCGGCUGCUACGAGUGCGUGUCCGUGGAGCGGGGCUACAGGAAGACGCUCGCCCGUCACCAGCUGUGGACGGAGAGCAGGGCCCCAGGCUCCACCCCAUAUCUCCUGGCCCUGGUGUGCCUCCUGCCGUGCCUCCUGCUGUUACUGGUGCUGGUCUGGUGGGCGCGAUCCCUGUUCUUCUUCCGCUGCGGCAUAUCCCAGGCUCCAGUCAGCAUCACUGAGGAACCUGCACAUCUUCCAGUCCCAGUGCAGUCAGCACGGGUUAGCAGUCCGGAACUUUGAAUGUAAACUUUGAGUCAAAGUUUGAAUGUAAUCCAGUCCAUAGCAAAAGCUUGAUUUGAAAAUUAGUUUAUUCAGUCUAACACACUCACAAGCACACACACACACACACACACACACACCUGUAAAACAUUCAGUCUAUACAAUAUAAUUCCGUUUUUGGAGAUCAGUGAUAAAAGUUGCCAUUGUAUUUUAGUUUA